Messenger RNA from Harpegnathos saltator (Jerdon's jumping ant), 5239 nucleotides. RefSeq lists its product as hypothetical. The transcript has 4 exons. Bases 1102 to 4692 code for a protein of 1196 amino acids. NCBI's taxonomy places the organism in Eukaryota, Metazoa, Arthropoda, Insecta, Hymenoptera, Formicidae. The record is from RefSeq and is a predicted model, not a curated record.
ACAUGUAUGUAAAAGACGAUAUAUUGCAUAGUAAUAAAUCCACAUAUCACAUUAUUUGUAAAAGUCGAAAAUAUAAUAAUUGCAUGCUGAAUUAAAUGCGAUUACAAGGAUAAUAAGGAUUACAGCAAAUAAUUUAUUUCAUAGAUCACAUGUGCACAUAUUUUCUACAUUGUCAUAGAUCAAUACGACAUUGAAAUGAGAUUCAAUUAUAUCUGCCAUGACAGAUUACUAAUCUAUGAAAAACACAUGUGACCUAUAUCAGAACUUGGCAAAAUUUGCACAUUUUGCCCGACUUUCAGUUCGCUCCGUCUACCACUAUUCUUUUUAUAUUUUCUCCUGCAGCUUACAAACCACACGAAACUCAGUAACAUAUGACGCGUGAAAAAAAAAAGUGUCAAUCGUAGGUGACGCGAAAAGCUAUUGAAAACAAAUUCACGCAUCGUACGUUACUGAACCUCACGUCGCUUGUGGACUGCGCACGGGGAAAGACGUAAGAGCAAUACUGGUAGACAGAGCAAACUUAAAAUCAAGCGAAAUGUGCAGAUUUUGCCAAGCUUUGACCUACAAUGGUGUUAGUAUAGCAGUAGAUUUUAUUAUUGCCGCGCCGCGGCGCCUCACUGUAAUACCGACACCAUCGAAGUUCGGAAUCGUCUUCAGCAUCUCCUUGGCGACAGAAAGAAGAAAGCAAUAGAAAAAGAGAAAGAAGGAUUGAAAAAUGGGAUACAGAAUAUAUCAACAAAGAAUAGAGAAUAAAACAAAGUGUUGAAGGUACAGGAACGUGCAGAUAGCCUGACUAUUGUAUAAUGGAAUGCAGUCGUGAAUUCAAGAGCGCAUGCGUCCCCAAAUGCGUCAAGAGGUAAGAACAUUAUCAAACAAGGCUACGUAUCGGAAGUUCACUCGAGGAAAAAACGUUGCGUAAUUCGGCCUAGAACAUCAUCGAUCACAGAUUCGCAUGAACGCUCGUGUUUCGCGCUUUCGCUUUCGAAUGACGAUCUACUUGAAGACAAGUGACUUCAGGCCAAGAGCAAGCAGGUAUCUUCACAUAUUGGUUAGUCGGUCGUGUAUGUUCAAGUUCCGUUUGUACCCCUAAUCGGCGACACAAUGUUCGCGACGCCAUACUUGAACGCAAUUCAAAAAUUGCCGGGUGACACCGCCAAAGAAAAAUGGAAAUGGCUUUGGAAACUGAGCGAAGAUCAACAAAAUGCCAGCGGAGAUAUCGAUCAACUGUCGUCGGAGCUACAGCCGCUAUUGCACGUGAAUGUCGCCAUCAAGCAGAAGAUAUACGAGGACGUAGCGUCGGCCUUGAAAUCCGACGAUCUAACCGUAGUGCGACGCGCUCUCCAGGCCUCCUGGUUUUUCGACGGUAGCCACAAGGACGUCGUAAAUGUAGAAUACUUUUGCAAACAUAUCUUUCCGUAUGUCUCCAUGAACACGAGAAUGCAUAUCAUAAAGAAAUUCGCCCUUAAACUGAAGGAUCCACAGUUUGCGCAGCAAAUGUUCAUAGAAGUGGAACACAUUUUCGGCAUUCAGCAGGCCUUGCCGUUGAUCGUGAUGUGCGACGAGGAUUUCAUUUACCGUACAAUCGUGGAGAAGAGUAUCAAAUUGCCUAUGACGAUCGCUAAGAAAAUCUUCCGUAAGAACAUAGAUUUCAUGGUGCGCUACCUUAAUUCGCCCGAUAUCUGGAAAGGUUUUGUCAUGGACGAUCAUUUCCAAGUUGAUAUAAACGACUAUAAGAGCUUGUUGCCGACAUUGGUGAAGAAGCGACCGGCCGCUUUCGCAAAGAUCUACGAAAGAUAUUAUGGCAGGACAUCAUUGUACAUAAAACUGAGUAACACGUGCGUCAAUGCAUUCCUGAAGAAUGGAGUAGAGUAUCUGAUACGAAAGCCGUCCUUGUUUAUCAAUAGAUUGAUACCACUCGACAAGAUCCACGCGACGAUAAUUGAGAAGAUAAUUCCGAAUCUGCUGCCUGAGAAGAUCGACAAAUUCAGCGUGAACGCUGUGUUGGAGUAUUUGAAACAUUACCCGGAGAACAAGGCAUUCGAUCUUCUGUGUAGAUCUUACUGGGAAAAAUACAACUCUGACAUUCUGCAUACACCUCGAAAUGUGACGUCCAAAUUACUGAAAAUAAUGCCCGUUAAGGAGCGCAUCAAGCAUGCCAGGAUCAAGAUGAAGCAGGACGAACUGCGCGACGUCAAGGGCACUGACGUGACCGAGUAUGAGGAUGCCUGGAUCUGUUACCUGCCUACCGCGGAAUCGAUACCGUCUCUGAAAAAUUCGAUAAAGACGGCCACUACAACAAGGGAGAGACUGGGCUUGUUAUUGCGGAUGAUUUACACGUGCAAGGUGAACAACGACGAGGAAGCGUUCAUAGACUACCUUAAGUAUUUUCUAGACAGGCAUAAGAACGAAGAGAUAUGGGCGUUCGAUCAAAUGUUAGAUACCAUUGCCUCGCUCUAUAAAGUGUACAGCUUGAAUGAAAAUGUUUAUUCCGUCCUGAAUGACAUCGUAGUUACGUUUUAUGUAAAAUAUGGUUAUGUCUCGCGGGAUAUUCUCUUGGGUCUGAUCCAUUAUAGGCUUCAGCGCGACAUGCCGAUUGUAGAACAGAUUAAGAUGUUAAUAGACACGCUAAUGCAUGGGUAUCCACAGACCGUGAAGUUCCAGUAUAUAUUUCAAAAAAAUCCAGACUACGUAAGGCAGUGCAUCAGUGUUUGUAUGGAGGUCCUAGAAGAGAAGAACAAAACUGAGGAUUGGAAAAUACGCACGAAGAACUUGCUGCUCGAUCUUGUCUUUGCGAUAUACUAUCUCAACGAGGAAUACAAGAAAUCGCGCACAGAAGUCAAGUUUAUGACGGUCCGUGACUACCCGUGGCUGUUGCCUGCUCUAUUUGCAAAUACCCAGGUACUUGGUGAAUAUUAUUACAACAAGGACGUGGUCGAAUUGUUUCGCAAGUACGAGCCGGAAUUGUACAGUUUUUGGUUCGUGAAUAAAGAAGACAGAUAUAAAAACGACGUGGAGACGGGUGCGGUGAUGGGAACGCUGAAACGGGAUCCGCAAUCGAUAUUAGACAAUUGGAAGAUGUAUUUGUGUGCUUGCCAAGUACAUGAUCGCAGAAAGAACAUGCAUCGUUUCGUCAGAGCGAUACGUUGGUACAAGGACCUGCCUAUCCGGUUCCUGGAUUAUUGCCGAGAUAAGUGGCAGCAAAAUAAAAACCCAAGUUACUUGAUUAUUAUGACAUUGCUGAUUCGUGGAGACACUGCGGCGAAGUUGGUGGAACCUUUGAUACCCACGCAAGUAUAUUGUCCGAAAAGCCAUGCUGGGGAUCUCAGGGAAGACUACCUUCUUGUGAGAACUAUACCGCUGGUCAUGAAACUUGCCAAUCCGCUAGUAACUCCCGAACUUGUGGUCAGAUUAUGCGAAGCGAACAUGCCAGUAGCGUUGAUGGCGUUGAUGUACAUGUGUAAACGGUACCCAUUGCCGAAAGUGAUAUCGCUCGCGGAGAAUUUCUCGGACAAACGAGUCAGUAUUAUGAAGCACGGUAUCCGAAUAAUGUACCUAGUGGCAUCCUUGCAGCAACUUGAGGAUUUCAUCCCAUCCAUAUGGCAGAAAAUAAAACAUCAUUCGAUACGAACUGUUUUGCUGACGAUCGUCCAGAACUUGUUGCUCAAGGAUCCAAAUGACCAUAGUUGGUCCUUGUUCAAAAAGGUGAUCUCAAUGAUGAUCGUCGAGAAGAACUUGUCCUUGCUCCCAGAACUAAAUCCGAUUGACAUAUCUGACAUGUACACCAUGGAAUACAUCGAGUUAAUGCUCAACCUGAUAGACAGCAUGUUAGCGAACGGAGUGGAAAUCGAAAAAGUGCGCAAAUGCAUCAGCAGUAUAUUAGAAAUGUUGGCUCGACAAACUAAAACGGAUCUACCGAUUAGGUACGUCGAGAAGUUACUGCCCGAAUAUCUGUUUCACCAGAUCGAAAAUGUAGCAAGUGCAGCGACAAAAUUCGCCGUAAAUUUGUGUUUAUCACUUGCGCCUACCGAUCCGAUGUACAAAACUCGUAUGGAGAUUUUCUCCGACGUUUUCAAGGAAAAAGUACAGAGAAACUGGGGAAAGUGCCAUCAGAAGAAAAGUGAUUUUUAUCCGAUCAACUAUGCCGUCAGCGAGUUCAUCAAGAAUUUCGCAAUCACUGCUUCCCGCGAGAAAUGCUAUAUUUCGCGAAUCUCCGAAAUGAUAGAGCUCUUCUUAUCCGUCUUAACGCCUCAAAAGGAACCCCGUUCUUACUUGCUAUUAGUGUAUGCACAAGACUGGUUGACAAGUACGUCACUCGAACAAUACGGUCUGAAACUUAGUGCGAGAAUGCCUAACUUGAUUGAAACGUUUUCGCUCAUGUUUAUGCCCAACAUGAUCGAUAUUUUCAAGUAUCAUCUAUUCAGUACGGUGAAUAUGAAAAACUGGGAUAAAUUCAACAAUUUGAAGAUCGACUUUACGCUUGAUGUUGUGAAUGGUCUCAUCGAGACCGGCAACGUGGAAUCCUGUUUCAUGGCUGUGAAUUUGUUGGUAGAAUAUAUGCCAUGUCGCAACGUGAGAUACUGCGGACUUAUCGAAAAGCUCUUGAACAUGAAUCAUUCUGGUAUCACGAGUCUUUUAAACAAGCACAAAAACCAAGUUUCUUACCAUAAUGCUAAGUUCGAUAUUGACGACUGAGUAGGUACCGCAGGAACUAAAAGUAAAUACUCGCGAGUAAGUUUGAGUUGUAUUUAAUUCGUUAUAUUUUCGAUAGUGACCUUCGAUGACGCCAUAUGCUUCGCGACGACAUCGUGAGAUUGUUUAUUGCACAAUUAAACAACGAUUUCCCUGCGAACGUGAUUUCACACGUCGUGCACACGUGAAUUUAUUCCCACGCGGGUUUCCCCGCGAAAAAAAGGAAGAAGAAAAAAUCGACAGUCACAGGCAUCAAGUUCUCUCAUUUGCAGAGGCGACUUUCUGUUUUUCUCGAUGUGCAGAUACAUAGCUGAGGCGUUUAACACGCUAUUAGUGGUCUUCCGGAGGAAAUAAACACACGGCAAUAAAAGUUUAUAGUUAACGACUCGAGAAAGAUGAAAGAGCCACCUCUCUCACGUUAUAUUUAAGUUUCCAGAUCGCUAACCGCUGUAGAACCCGAGCUGGUCUCGCUGUAGAAACCGAUGUGUGCGAUAAACAUAACAAUGCAAUGUUAAUAAAACUUUUCCAAGCAGCUUGGACGGGGAUGUGA